AUGGCUGGGAUUUUAGAAAAACCUAACAGAGUCAUAGAGAAUCAAAAGUAUUUCCAAGCUCACGUUAAUCAACCUCUUUGGCUUCGUGGAAGUCCUGCUAGAAGAGUUUUUGUAUCCCUGUACUUUGGUAUGGUUGGAGUUGGUUUGUUAGGCUCUACGUAUAUGAUGUUUGCCAAAUUGAUUCCGGGCAAAAAAUAA
Messenger RNA from Dentiscutata heterogama, 198 nucleotides. The record is from the annotation of a GenBank genome assembly. NCBI's taxonomy places the organism in Eukaryota, Fungi, Glomeromycota, Glomeromycetes, Diversisporales, Gigasporaceae.